UCCUCCAGCCUCCUCCCCCAAGUUCUUCCUGUCGUGCUGUGCUGUUGCAACACCCUCUCUGCCUCUCUCCCUUCCUCUCCCACCUCUUUGCUUUAAUUUUCUCAUAGUCCGGUUCUGGCCUUCGGGGUUUGAGACCCCUGGGACCAGGGCAAGAUCUUCAUCUCAGGCUCAAGCCUUAACUCCCCUACUUAAGGCCUGGGCUCCACUGGGGACCUCCUGACCUGCUCAUCCCGGGACUCAGUCGCUGCCACUUCGCCUGUGGCCACCACUGCCACCACUGCCUGAGCCCUGAUGGGGGAGUGAGAGGCCUCAGCUGGCCGGACAUGGGCCUCCCCACCGUGCCUGGCCUGCUGCUGCCACUGGUGCUCCUGGCUCUUUUGGUGGAAAUAUACCCCUCAGGGGUUACUGGACUGGUCCCUCGAUUCAGGGACAGGGAGAAGAGAGACAGCCUGUGUCCCCAAGGAAAAUACAACCACCCUGAUAAUAGGUCCAUUUGCUGUACGAAGUGCCAUAAAGGGACCUACCGGCACAAUCACUGUCCAGCCCCAGGGCAGGACACAGACUGCAGGGUGUGUGCAAACGGCACCUAUACUGCUUCUGAGAACUACCUCAAACAAUGCCUCAGCUGCUCCAAAUGCCGAAAAGAAAUGGACCAGGUGGAGAUUUCUUCCUGCACAGUGGAUCGGAACACCGUGUGUGGCUGCAGGAAGAACCAGUACCAGGAAUCUUUGAGCAACACUGUGCACACUCUUUUCCAGUGCCGGAACUGCAGCCCCUGCCUCAAUGGCUCAGUGCAGAUCCCCUGCAGCGAGAAGCAGAACACCGUGUGCAUCUGCCACGCAGGGUUCUUUCUAAAAGACAACAAGUGCAUACCCUGCGCUAACUGUGAGAAGAAACACGCAGAGUGCGCAAAGUUGUGCCUACCCACAACUGAACAUGUCAAGGUCCCUCAGGACCCAGGCACUGAAGUGCUGUUGCCUCUGGUGAUCCUCUUUGGUCUCUGCCUUUUAUCCUUCCUCUUCAUGGGUUUAAUAUGCCAGUUCCAACGAUGGAAGCCCAAGCUCCACUCCAUUGUCUGUGGGAAAUCGACACCUGUAAAAGAGGCGGUGACUGAGCAGCGGGCCUCGGCCCCAGGCUACAACUUCAGUCCCAUCCCCAACUCCACCCCAAGUCUCACCAUUAUCCCCAGUGAGUGGUCCAACUUCAAAGCUGCAUCACCACCCGGAGAGAUGGCCUCAUCCCACCAGGGGGCUGGCCCUCUCCUCACAGCAGCUCCAGCCUCCACCCCCAUGCCCACCCUUCUCCAGAAGAGGGAAGACAGCACCCACACGCAGCGCCCAGAUGCGGACCCGGCGCUGCUGUAUGCGGUGGUGGACUGCGUGCCCCCCUCGCGCUGGAAGGAGUUCAUGCGGCGCCUGGGGCUGAGCGAGCACGAGAUCGAACGGCUGGAGCUGCAGAACGGCCGCUGCCUGCGCGAGGCGCACUACAGCAUGCUGGCCGCCUGGCGGCAGCGCACGCCCCGGCGGGACGCCACGCUCGAGCCGCUGCGCCGCGUGCUCCAGGACAUGGACCUGCGCGGCUGCCUGGAGGACAUCGAGGCGGCCCUGUGCGGCCCCGCCCCCCUCUCGCCGCAGCCCCACCUUCCCCGAUGAGGCCACGCCUCCUGGGAGGGGCCUGCCCUGAGGACGGAUGUUUCCUGCCCCCGGGCCUGUGGAGGGCCUUGCGAGAUGCCCUCGGGACCUCCCUUUUUUCUGGAGAGGAAGGGUCUUGGAGGGGCAGGCAUGAGCUGGCAGCCACUUACUUGGUGCUACUCUCUCAGUGUACAUAGCUUUCUCAGCUGUUUGAGCACUGCCGGAGGGUCAGCUCUGUGUGUGUGUGUGUGUGUGUGUGUGUGUGUGUGUG
Miniopterus natalensis is the source of this 1902-nucleotide messenger RNA. It is a transcript of the gene TNFRSF1A, whose product is annotated as TNF receptor superfamily member 1A. Gene Ontology annotation, molecular function: tumor necrosis factor receptor activity; tumor necrosis factor binding. Gene Ontology annotation, biological process: tumor necrosis factor-mediated signaling pathway; inflammatory response; prostaglandin metabolic process. Gene Ontology annotation, cellular component: signaling receptor complex; membrane raft. NCBI's taxonomy places the organism in Eukaryota, Metazoa, Chordata, Mammalia, Chiroptera, Miniopteridae. The record is from RefSeq and is a predicted model, not a curated record.